AUGACUCUUCCCAGGGCCAGCUCAGCCACCAGAGGGCCAGAAGAGACCCAGGGGGCCAGAGGAGAACGGGUGGCACUGGUCAACAUGGAACUUCUUGGGUUGCCUAACAUUGGCAACACUUGCUUCCUUAACGCCACCCUGCAAUGCCUCCUGGUCCUGCCAUCAUUCUCAAAGGAAAUCCUGAACCAGGAACAACUCUGGAGCUCCUCCCCCUUCUCCAACCUGCUCAGGUGUCUGUCUGAUGUGCACCGUUCGGGUCGACCUGACAGUGUGGCAAACCAGGCCUCAAAAGCAGACCUCAUGUGGAAGGUCAAGUACUCCUUGUCGGGAUACGAUUUGAAGUAUCUGGGGGACACGCAACAGGACGCACACGAGUUACUUGUGGAUAUGCUGUGCCAGCUGAAGGAGGAGGGCAUGAUUCUGAAGACACUCGGGAUGAACUAUACCUGCCCUGUUUCCCAGCUGGAGUUCCAACUUGUGUCGGUGCGCACAUGUACCAGCUGUGGGCGCGAGUCGUCUACCAGAGAGGACUACAACCACCUCUCAUUGGACUUCAGCCCUGAGCGCACCUUGCUGAGCAGCCUGGCACUCACUUUCAAAAGUGAAAAGGUUGAAUUCACAUGUGAGGGCUGUAAAGGCCUCCACGCCUCAAAGGUGGAGCAGUUCCACACACUGCCUCUUGUGCUGGUUCUGCAUCUGAAGAGGUUUGGAGGACCUGGGGGGUUGGAGAAGCUGGAGGCUCCUCUUUUGUUUCCUUCGGAGCUGAGGCUCUCCACCCUCUGUGGGGACAUGGUGCCACACCUGCACAGUGCCAGCCCACAGGCCCUCACCAGCCAGGCCCCCAGCAUCCAGGGGUCCAUCCCCCAGACCCUCGCCAGCCAAGUCUCCAGCCCACCUGGAGAGACCAAAGACAGCGCCCUCUUCUGUUCAGAAGCAGAAGCCAGUGCAGUCAGUGAAUGGUUACUACCAGCUGACUGGCGUCGUCUCUCAUUUGGGAGGCUCCGCAAACUCCGGGCAAGAGAGCGGGAGGCCCCAGCACACAGGGCCUAACAGGGCCACCAGCAUCAGCCCCAGCCUAAACAGGGGCAGCACCUGGACCAGCACUCAGACCUGACUCAACAGGGGUAGUACCAGGCCCAGCCUCAAACCCCCAGCCCAGCCUCAACAGGGGUAGUACCAGGCCCAGUCUCAAAACCCCCAGCCCAGCCUCAACCCUCACACACCUGCCUCGAAAGGGGUAGCAUUUGGCCCAACAUCAAAAACCCCGAGCCCAGCCAUAACAGGGGCAGCACUGGGCCCAACAUCAUCACACCCAGCCCAGCCUCAACAUGGGAAGAACCAGGCCCAGUCUCAACAUGGGCAGAACAUGACCCAGCCCCAACACCCUCAGACCUGCCUCAACAGGUGCAGCAUUCAGCCCAACUUCAAUCAUGCUGCUCUUCAACACUAGCAUGAACAUUCUUUCAGUAGCUUAUGUCAUCAAUACCUGCCCUUGUCUUGACUACUUCACCUAAUGUAUAAAGUAUACACACUAAAUGUAGUACACAUGUAGAUGUGGUGGACAGAGAGUGUGAUUAUUUAGAGGGUAUAACUUCCCUUCUAUUUGGUUUGGUUUGAAAUCCUCCUGUUGUGAAAUACACUGUGGUGUCUAACCUCUUAUUCAGCAUGGUCACACCGGAUGACCUGCAAUAUUAAUAAAGACAAGCAAAUGUAAGAAAAUCCCAUUUAAGAUGAUUCUGUUGACCGUUGUAACUCUUUAACUCAGGAAGAUUUAUGGUCUGGGAUUCAGGCCGGUCCUAACAGGAAACGUGACAAAGGGAAGCAGCUGUAAUGGAGCCUUCUAACACCAAUCAGGUCUGGAGGAGGAAUGUCACAUAAAGAUUCAGAGGUGCUAUGAGUAUCUUUUGAAGUUACUCUCCAGUUGUAUUCCAUUUGAAUAAAUACAGACAUGAAAAUGCUGGGCUACGGAUGUGACCUUGGUUCUGUGAGUAGAGUAACGGGUCACCAAACGACCUAUGGGAACUCCUUCCCUUUAUCGUGAUGUGAUUGAGAUGCUUAAUAUCAACGAUGUUUACAAUGACGCCACACCCUUACUGUACCAUUGUGACCUGUCACUAUUAAAGGCUGUGUGACGUGACACUCUGUCUUUUCUUA
Molecule: messenger RNA, 2154 nt
Organism: Oncorhynchus masou masou (cherry salmon)
Lineage: Eukaryota; Metazoa; Chordata; Actinopteri; Salmoniformes; Salmonidae
Product: ubiquitin carboxyl-terminal hydrolase 37-like
Exons: 9
Coding region: 1-1050 (349 amino acids)
Biological process (GO): G1/S transition of mitotic cell cycle; protein deubiquitination
Cellular component (GO): nucleus; cytosol
Molecular function (GO): cysteine-type deubiquitinase activity
Source: RefSeq, a predicted model, not a curated record